Messenger RNA from Phascolarctos cinereus (koala), 2648 nucleotides. It is a transcript of the gene ETNK2, whose product is annotated as ethanolamine kinase 2. The record is from RefSeq and is a predicted model, not a curated record. Gene Ontology annotation, cellular component: cytoplasm. NCBI's taxonomy places the organism in Eukaryota, Metazoa, Chordata, Mammalia, Diprotodontia, Phascolarctidae. Gene Ontology annotation, molecular function: ethanolamine kinase activity. Gene Ontology annotation, biological process: phosphatidylethanolamine biosynthetic process.
AAAAGGAGAUUGCUCAGGGGGAGCUCGGUCGUGAGUCAUGGACUUCUCCUGGCUCCUCCUCUACCACUCCCACUCCCUCGCUGGCCCCCCCCACAAGGGCUAGCGUUCGCUCUCGGGCUCCGAGGGGGUGGGGCUGCUGGGAAUGGCUGUUCGCCCUUCUCCUCCUCUGCCCGGCUCCCUAUUUUACCUGAAGAGGCAAAGAUCUUGCCCACAGUGCACAUGGGGCAUGGAGGAGAAGACAGCGGCGCAGUCGGGGGCCAGCGGGGCCAGCCGGGAGCUGCCAGGCCCCCGGAGGGUAUCUGCGGUCCAGUACUUCAAUACUGCAGUGGACCAAAAUCACAUCCUUCCCGGAGCCCUCCGGCUCAUUCAGGAGCUGCGCCCGCACUGGAAGCCCGAGCAAGUUAAGACCAAGCGCUUCACUGAUGGGAUCACCAACAAGCUGGUGGCCUGCUUUGUGGAAGAUGACAUGAGGGACGCAGUGCUGGUCCGUGUCUAUGGGGAGCGGACAGAGCUUCUGGUGGACCGGGAGAAUGAGGUCAGGAACUUCCAGCUCCUUCGGGCCCAUGGCUGUGCACCCAAACUCUAUUGUACCUUCCAAAAUGGCUUGUGCUAUGAGUUUCUCCCAGGCAUGGCUUUGGGGCCCGAGCAUAUCCUCGAACCCCGGCUCUUCAGGCUGAUUGCCUGGGAAAUGGCAAAAAUCCACGCCAUCCAUGCCAACGGCUGUCUGCCCAAACCUGGCCUGUGGUCCAAAAUGUACAGAUAUUUCACUCUUGUCAAGGAUUCUUUCAACUCCAGCCUUUCUCAGAGCAUACCCAGUGUGGAGGUCCUUGAGCAGGAAAUGGCCUGGUUGAAGGAGCACCUUUCCCAGCUGGAUUCUCCCGUAGUAUUUUGCCAUAAUGACCUGCUUUGCAAGAACAUCAUCUAUAAUGAAAAGAAAGGUCAUGUCAGAUUCAUAGACUAUGAAUAUGCCGGCUACAACUACCAAGCCUUUGACAUUGGCAAUCACUUCAAUGAGUUUGCAGGUGUGAAUGAGGUGGACUAUAGCCUGUACCCCAGCCGGGAGACUCAACUUCGUUGGCUGAAUUAUUACCUGCAAGCCCACAAGCAGCUGUGCAAGGAAGGCUGGGGUGGGACAGCUGUGACGCCCAGGGAGGUGGAGAAGCUCUACGUACAAGUUAACAAGUUUGCUCUGGCCUCUCACUUCUUCUGGGCAUUCUGGGCUCUCAUCCAGAACCAGUUCUCUACCAUCGACUUUGACUUCCUUAGAUAUGCGGUGAUCAGAUUCAACCAGUACUUCAAGGUGAAGCCUCAGGUGUCGGCCUUGGAGAUGCCAAAGUGACCGGCCUCCUGCCCUGUCCGCCCAGCCAGACCUGCUCUCCUCAGGGCCCCUGCUUGACUCUGGGGCCCGUGCCUAAAGGGCCAGAGCAAGAGAGGGAUGCAGGUGGGGUCUCUCCAGUGGGGCAGUGAAGCCCAUGCCCUGUGCCGCCGGCCCCAAAUUAAAGCCGCUGUAGACCUCGCUCCUCCCCUGUCUGGCUUCAGCCUCUGGGACUGAUGGGACCAGCUCAGGGUACCCUUCCCCUUCACCCUCCCUUUCCCAAACUUGGUGGGGGGAAGGGGAGUGCCUGCAGAGUACCAGGGAUGACCAACCUUUUAGGACAGGGACCAAGGCAACCGAUGGGAACCAGUGGGAAGCCCAGGAACACUCCCAAUAUCACCCUACCCUCAUGCCUCUUUGCCAUCAGGGGUGCCUUAUUUGUGUAAUGGACCCUUCUCAGCUUGGGUAGAGCGUCAAAAGGGCUCCUUUUCACCUCCAAUGCCCGUAGAUUCUCUAACUAACCCUUCACUCCCCUAUUUUUCCCAAGCAGAAAGUGAAGAGCUCCCCAGCAAGUAGCCCCAAUACACCAUGUGUAUGGGCGUAUAUGGCUUGGAUGAGGGGACCCAGGUUAGGAAUGCCCCCCCCCCAGCAGCCUUAUUGGAUUCCCUGGCACUGCUUCCACUCUCACUUUCUCCAGGCACCAUUACUGGCUCCUAACCUCACCCCACCUCCAACCCAGUUUCACUAUUCCCUACUCAGGUCCUGGGGUCUGUGUUCUCUACCCUUUGGCCAGCUUCUGCUACCUAGAGAAGGCCUAGUGAUUAGAGUGCUGUCAUGACACUUGGGAUUGCCUGGGGGAAUUAUGGGGUGCUGUUAGCCAAAGCCUAGGUCAGUGAGUCUCACUGACCUUGAUCCUUCCACCCACAGCCCCCCACCCCAAGAUGCCUACCUAACCUCGUAUUUCUCUUGCAUAUACUGGGCCUGAAUUAGAGGACCCUCUUACUCUGAGGGUCAGUCCUGGGCAGCAGGGAGAAAGGGGACAUAUCCCAAGAAGCAGAGGCCCCAGGAGGGCCAGGGAAUGGUUGGGCCCCCUGGUUAGGACCUAGCCUGGACAUAGGUAGGGAUUGUCCUGACCUCCUGAGUUCCUUCACCAACCACCACUCACCCUUAGACAGCAAUUCAAUCUCUCCCCAGCCUCCUUCCUGACCCCAGGGCUUCUUUAGGGUCGGGGGAACCCUUCUCAGCUCUGGCACAUGAAACAAACUUUGAGAUUCCAAUUAUUGUGGUUUUGUUCUCCAUUAAAAUGGCCGCUUCUGGUUUCUGGUGCUGCUCA